AUUCCACUUUUACACUUAACCAGACUAAACCGGUUUCAAGGAGAUACAGGCGACCAACCACAGAGGCUAUGGCAGACCCUCAAUAUGGUUACUCGGGUCAGACAGGCGCUACUCAAGGAGGGUACAGUUAUGGAGGGUAUGGUGGUGCUGAUGCCAGUUCCUAUGCCCAAUCGUAUGGUCAGCAACCACCUGCAGUGAAUUCCUACGAUCAGCAAGGAGCGUAUAAUUAUGACCAGAGUUCAUAUGCCCAACCAGGAGCUGCUCCAGCACAUGCACCUCCACAGUAUGGACAGCAGUCAUAUGACUAUAGCCAGACACCAGCUCAGUCAAGUUAUGGUCAAAGUGCUCCUGCAGGAGGAGGCUAUGGACAGCAGGGGACUGUCGGUGGCUAUAACCAGUCUGCAGGCUCAACUUAUGGCCACAGUGGCAGUGCCAGUAGUGGCAGCAAUUAUGACCAAGGGGGUUUUGGAGGAUCGCAGCAAAGUUCUGGCUUUGGAAGUAGUUCCCAAGGAUAUGGGGAUGCGGGCUCUUCCCGUUACCGACAACCUGCUGGUGACAACGCAGGAUUUGGUGCUGGCUCCGAUUAUGGCCGGUCAUCAAGCGGUGGGAGUAGCAGCUAUGGGGGUGGAGGACGAGAUAGUGGCUAUGGUGGUGGACGUGGUGGAGGAGGAGGCAGUGGUGGUGGUGGUGGUGACUUUGGUGGAGGCCGAGGUGGUUACAACAAAUUUGGUGGUGGUAAGUGUGAUCUGGGAUGCAACUCUGGUCCUGAUCGUGGUGGAGGAGGAUUUAGUGAACGAACCCGUGGUGAUAUGGAAAUACAGCAAGACACAAUUUUUGUUUCUGGCAUGGGAGAUGAGGUCACAGAAGAGGGUCUUGUACAGCACUUUGGUAGCAUUGGAGUUAUUAAGAUGGACAAACGAACCGGUAAACCUAAAGUAUGGAUCUACAAAGAUAAGAAUACUGGUGUUCCCAAAGGAGAAGCAACAGUAACAUUUGAUGAUCCUGGUACUGCCAGUGCUGCUAUUAAUUGGUUUGAUGGUAAAGUUUUCAAUGGACGAACCAUCAAAGUGGAAUUGGCUCAGCGUCCUGUUAAUGCAGCCUUUGGUAGAGGACGGGGCAGAGGCGGUCCUCGUGGUGAUAGAGGAGGUCGUGGUGGCGGUGGCUUUGGGGGUGGUGGUCGAGGUGGCAGUGGUGGCAGUGCUGGUGGUGGUGGAGGAGGUGGACAAGGAUCUGGAAGUGGUGGCAGUAGUGGAGGAAUGAGUGGUGGUGGAAGUGGAGGAAGCAGUGGAGGUGGUCACAGCAGAGAUGGUGAUUGGACUUGCGCCAACCCAGACUGUGGCAAUACCAACUUCCGGUGGAGGAAUGCUUGCAAUUUGUGCAAUGAGCCACGUCCUGAUAGUGCAGGAGGAGACAAUGGUGGAGGAGGAGGAGGUGGUGGUGGUGGCGGUGGAGGAAGAAAUGGGGGAGGUCGUGGUGGAUUUGGCAGUGGAUCCAGUCGUGGCAGCUUUGGGAGUGGCCGUGGAGGUGACCGGGCUGGCGGAUUUGGUGGCAGCAGUCGAGGCGGAGACAGAGGUGGUUUUGGAGGCCGUGGCGGUGGUUUUGGGGGUGGUGAUCGUGGCGGACGUGGAGGUGGCUUUGGUGGAGACCGUGGGGGAUUUGGCCGAGGUCGAGGAGGACCCCGAGGUCGUGGCGGUGACAGGGAUGGUGGAAGGGAUCGGGGAGACAGAAGGCAAAGACCUUAUUAAAACAUUUGGUGCAUGUCCUUUCACUAUGGGAAAUGAGCAAGACAUUAUUGGGAGAAGCAGAAUGGAAUAAUUGACUGAACUUAAAUGUAGUUUCACUAGCAGAAUGGUCUUAAUUGAUGUUUUUGUUUUAUUUCAUAUGUACACUUGUAAAAGGCUGUUUUUAAUGAAAACAAUUAUGGAACAUUAAACCAUUUUGUUAUCAUCAU
Messenger RNA from Pomacea canaliculata, 1951 nucleotides. RefSeq names its product RNA-binding protein cabeza-like. Lineage: Eukaryota; Metazoa; Mollusca; Gastropoda; Architaenioglossa; Ampullariidae. The transcript has 16 exons. Gene Ontology annotation, cellular component: nucleus. The record is from RefSeq and is a predicted model, not a curated record. Gene Ontology annotation, molecular function: transcription coregulator activity; RNA binding. Gene Ontology annotation, biological process: regulation of DNA-templated transcription. The coding region runs from base 69 to 1745 and encodes 558 amino acids.